Messenger RNA from Mya arenaria, 4088 nucleotides. RefSeq names its product fat-like cadherin-related tumor suppressor homolog. NCBI's taxonomy places the organism in Eukaryota, Metazoa, Mollusca, Bivalvia, Myida, Myidae. The coding region runs from base 194 to 3796 and encodes 1200 amino acids. Gene Ontology annotation, cellular component: plasma membrane; cell-cell junction. Gene Ontology annotation, molecular function: calcium ion binding. The transcript has 20 exons. The record is from RefSeq and is a predicted model, not a curated record. Gene Ontology annotation, biological process: homophilic cell-cell adhesion.
CAUAGUUGAUGUAAAUAACAACGCUCCCCAGUUUCUAAAUGUCACAGAGAUUUCUGCUUCUGUUUCGAUACAUGUACAGGAAAACAAUGAACCAAAUAUUACUCUGUACACAAUAAAUGCAAACGACAAGGAUUACGACGCUAACAACUCGGCAAUAGAUUUUUCUUUACCCUCUAGAGCAAAUACAGAUGAUAUGUUUGAUCUGAACGUACCAACAGGAGAAAUGUUGAACCGCUCAGUUGCUGUGUUGAUGCUAAGCACACCCUUAGACCGUGAAGAAAAGGAUCGCUACAUACUAAUUGUCACAGCGUCUGACCGAGGAGAGCCAAAGCUUUCCAGCAAUCUCACUGUAACCAUUAUUGUAGAUGAUCAAAAUGAUAACGCGCCGGUUUUCUUUAAUGGAGAUUCCUUUAACAUUUCAUCAGUUGAAACUCAUAUCGUGGAAAAAUCUCCUGUGGAUUCUGUCAUUGCUCUUAUACGUGCAAAUGACUCUGAUGUUGGGGAAAACGCAAGGUUGUCCUAUUCAAUUGAAAAUACUAGCGGGUCAAAUUAUUUUGAGAUUGACGAAGCGCUAGGUCUGGUUACGAUAAAGAAACAGAUUGUUAUCAACACACUUGUAGAUGAAGGCAUUGUUCAGCCAAAUGACACAAGCAGCAUACUUCUAAACCUUACUGUGAGAGCCACUGACCACGGAAGUCCGAACUGCUCAACAACUUUAAAACUCGUUGUGCACAUUGAACCCAUUAAUGAUAAUUCUCCGGUUUUUGGUACAUGUUCUGAUGAAAUGAACGUUAUGGAAAACAAAAAUGCAACGUUUAUCGGCCGCUGUGAGGCGUAUGUCGAAAAUAGCACCAUCAGCCAUAUGCAUUACACACUUAUCAACAGCUUUGGAACAUUUGAAAUUAACGAAAUGGGAAAUAUAUCUACGACCAUACCGCUGGACAGGGAAACGAAUCAAAUGUACGUGUUAACGGUGCGAGCCACGGACGGUAGAAUUCCGGAGAGAACAGCUUUUACAACGGUGGAAGUGCACGUGGAAGACGAAAAUGACAACUCGCCGGUAUUCUACGACCCUGGGGAGAUAAACAUAACUGUUCCAGAAAACUGUAAUUUUAGCGAAUGGUUCAAUGUCAGCGCCUAUGACAGAGACACGGGAGCAAACGGUGACGUCACGUACGUCUUGUCGAGUGAAAGCGACGACGUUUUUAGCCUAAGUAAUACCGGUGGCCUAACUAUACUUCGAACGUUUGAUUAUGAAAAUAUUUCAAGCUACACAGCAAAUAUAACGGUAAGCGAUUCCGUUCAUGAAAUUACUAAGCGAGUGACUGUUUGUAUUAAAGACCUCAAUGACAAUGCGCCCGCUUUUCAAGAUAAAAUUGGUGAAAUGGUUGAAGUGUCAGAAAACGCUACUUUAGGACAAGAGAUAUUUCAAGUCCAUGCAAACGACACUGACUCUGGCUGGAACGGAGUAGUUUUCUACAAAAUAUUAAAUACCGACCCAGUAUCUCCCUUCUUUAUUGACGCCAUCAGUGGUGUUGUGCGACUUGACGGACAAUUGAACUUUGAACAAAGGUCUUUAUAUUCGCUUGAAAUACAGGCUUACGACGGUGGGGACCCAUCAUUGAACAGCAACAGAACAAUAACUGUAAACAUCACGGACGUUUAUGAUGAUACUCCACAAUUUGACCAUUUUCUAUAUGAAACAAGCAUUGAAUGGUCGGCUCCUGUGAACAUGUCCGUGAUCAACCUUAACUGCACAGGGGCAGUUGUCACUUACAACUUAACAGGUGGAGACAUUGACAAGUUCAGAGUUGACCCAUUGUCUGGAGAAAUUGUGGUCGCAGGUACCCUGGAAAAAACAAACGAUCGGUAUUUCUUGACAGUAACGGCAAGUGACAGGGUUAACAAGACUGCAACAUGCCAGGUUCUGAUAAAGGUUAGAGGUCACGACGUAAUGUUUUCCUCAUCCAAUCUUACUGCUGAGGUCUUAGAAAAUAUAACUUCUAGAACCCUCGUCGCUGAUUUGAAUACUACUGCAGAACUGAGGGGGGAGCAUGUCGUUUACAAAAUAGAGAGCAUUGAACCACCAAUUGGAAAGAGUUUGUUCGAAAUUAAUACCACGACCGGGGAGGUAUUUUGUAACCCUGGAGUGGAUAGAGAAACAACUGGACAGUUCGUUCUGUAUAUUCGAGCUGAAUCCCUCCGAGAGAAACGAUCCUUAGCAGGAUCAACGCUCACGUUCAAACUUGUAGUUAACAUAAAAGACGUAAACGACAACAAUCCAAUGUUUAAUCCAACGGCGGUGCGAAACUUCACCGUGCCCCUCAACUCUAGCCCCGGGAAGGUUGUAACUGUUCUUAAGGCCUAUGAUAAUGAUUCCGAGAUAUCUCGUCCAUUCAUUUACCGCCUGACGAGUGGAGACAAUGUCACGUUUUCGGUCAAUGCGAGUACAGGGGCGGUUGUAGUAGAGCAGCCACUUACGAAUUUGGAAAAGAGUCUGUUUUUGUUGACAGUUGAGGCUAAUAAUGGACAACAGCCAAAUGACACUACAAAGAUAAAUAUUUCGAUCAAUGUUGUCGCGGUGGACGACACAGUGAAUAUCACAAUCGGGAUGACUGUAGGCGAAAUACUUGAACGCCAAGAAGAACUCAUACGUCGCAUGAGUGAUAUUCUCGCAGUAAACAUCUCGAUUGAUAGGGUGGAAAAACAUUCAUCUGCAUUAAAUAGUGAAGGCAAUCAUAUGAGCUUUAAAGGCGUUUUCCCAGACAGCUCAGAUAUGCUUAUCCAUGCCCACAUCGACGGUCAACUGGUUCCCAGGAAUGAGCUCCUCGAGUUGUUGCGCCGCCACGCGACCGAGCUGGAGUCCCUAUUUGGGACUCGCGUCAGGCGGUAUGACCCUUCCGCCAUCACCGAGUCGCAGCUUGCCAUCAUCUGCUUCGCAGUUGCAAUAUUUUUCGGAGCUGUCAUAGCGAUCGUCUUUCUCGAACAUUCAUGGAGCAGAAGCCAGCAUGAGUACGAGGAACAUGUCAAGCGCCAGCAGCAGAAGAUUUCAGAAGAGCGGGAAAUGAGCACACUACGUAGUCGGAAGUCGAGUACACUGUCAGCCCAGAAUUUAGCUGAUUCCGCUGCCAAUCAAGCGUGUGCAGAGACAUCAUUUUCUCAAGGAGUGUCGGACAUGGGUAGCGGCAAGAAAGAAGACGUGCAAUACGAGACACAGGAGAUUCGCAUGGAGUUUGGCGAUGAGCCGAUCGACGGGAACCUCCCAGGACCACCCCAAGCAGCGAGCGGCACGAGUAUCGUUGACAGCGGCGUAGCAAACACGUCCAUGCAGUCCGAAGACCCGGAUCAACGUUCUAAUGAAGAUCUUCCCGAAAAUUCAGGCGAUCCGAGCAGUAACGGAGACGAAAAAAAUGAGACUGACCCGGAUCACCUGAGGAUUGGAAGUGGCAUCGGUCCAGUUAUGACGUCCAGUCCGCGUAUCAGCAUGGAUGGUAUCCGCUUCAAGGAGCCCGACUUUACCAUCGAGGCACCCGAGCAUGGCGAUGACGAUGGAAAUGAUGCUUCUUAUACUUAUGUUAAGAAAAAAGCCACAGUUAGGUUUUCUGGGCUAGGCGGUGAAACUGAAACGGACGACGAGCUUUCCGAGGCAAAUGAUACCGAUGACGGUAUUGAGGCAUCUGCGGAAAAGAAAGAAACUAUCGUUAGCGAUAUAAGCGAUGUAACUGUACUGCAGGAGACGAAGACGGAUACAGACACUGAUGAAGAUGAAGAGGAUGUUACAGUGACGCAAUUUUAGUUAAGCUUUAAUAUGAUUACGCUACUCAAAGUGAUUUUAUGUGCAAUACCUGUUAUUUAUUCGGACCAUUUCCAAGUGUGUGUGUGUGUGUGUGCGUGCGUGUGUGCGUGCGUGCGUGCGUGCGUGCAAAUUAUUUCCAUGAGUCCCGAGUGAUAUAUGUAUAUAUGGAAAACAUAGCGCGUAAUCAGAGUUUUUUUAUGAAUGACUGACGUAAUUGACUACGAUAUAAAUUUUGUAAACAUAUACAAUGUUAAAUGAUAUUAUGAUAUUCCAAUAAAUAUCAAUAAUCAGA